AUGUUCGUAGACAGCGCCAGCAGCGACGAAGACGGCGCGUCCGAGGGCAGCGAAUACUCCGCCGCUGCGGCGGCCGACGAUUGGUUCGAUGGUUCGAGCGAAAGCGACGACGAUAGCAGCGCCAGCGAACGCGGGAGCGAGAGCGACAGUGCCGCGGGCGCGAGCGACGACGACGAAGACAGCGCAAGCCAAAGUAGCUCAUCUUCAGGGCAGCCCGCAGCCGCGCUGACAGAAGAAUCGAUUCCCUGGGCAGUCGCGCUAGCCAGCGAACUUCCUGGGCAGCAGCACGGAUCGGCGAAGCGCCGCUGCCUCGUUCCCCGGGACCUGUACAAAGGGCUCGCAGACGUGAUCGACGUGCUGCGUGCAGGAGGCCCUAAAGAGCUUAACCAACAACUUAAAGAGCUGUACGCACGCGGCAAAAGGCUGCAAGGCCAAGCGCGGGACAACAACGAUGCCGAAGAUCGGAUGGCACAUGAGGUCUACGGACGCGUAAAAGAGGCAAACUUAAACAUGCCUGUCCUUGGAAUGGAAGUGCUUGAGAAUGUGCGACUGCUGCGCGAGCACACUGGCCUACAUGACUGCGAAAUAACGCGCCUUAAGAAUGUCGCCGCGUACCUCGUGGACGACGCCAUGCUAAAUCGGGCAGACGGCACGAUUGGAAAUUUAAUAGAACUAACUGGGCUCUCGGCAACAAUGCUAAGAAACGGAGCUGACAGGAGAGAAGCAUUCUUCGAGCAACCGCCGGACAACACUGAGACGCCUCACAGAGGUAGGGUCCGCAUUCCGUUGCACGACCUUGUAUCUGCGUGGAAGGAGAUGCACUUCUGUGAAUUGCUGGAACUAGACAAGGACUAUCAAGCAAGCUACACCAAGAAGAAGUUUAAGACUGAUGGGAAAAAUCUGGUUUGCAUCAAGUGCCAGAAGAAGGUUCUGAUGGGCACCAAGGGCGACGUGGUCAAGUGGUACCAAGACCGACACCCGAACUCGCUCAUCUCUACUGCAACGCUCAGGAAGCUCGUGUGCCCAUGCAUGCGCCCCAGCUCGGGCAACGACUGCGCCUGUCCAAUCUGCUGGGAGAUCGUCUACAUCAUUAAAGCCCUGCGGGAAUCCUUUAGGCAAAAGGGUGACAUAUGCGACUGUGAGGCAUGCAAACCCGGCUCGGCAUGGCGCGCGGCAAUACAAAGCCCGCAUGCUUUAAGGCUUGCACUGUCACCGUGCGGCAAGGAGACCUGCCCUGGAUUUCAGCUCCCCAAGGAGAAGGAGCCGCCUGAAUUCUACAUGUUCACCUGCGCCGUGGAGAAACAACCGCCGAAAGGCGCCGACAAAGUCCUCCCUGAGCUUCACAGGAAAUGCACACAGUGCACUUAUGGCUACCAGAUGGUGAUGCCAAAGGAAGGCAAGUGCAAACGACUGACAUUGCCGCUCACGUACCAUUCAAAACAAGAGGUCAACGCGGCCCCGAGAGUCGAUAAGUGCUUUGCGGACAAGUUCGUAAAAGUUCCGUCCACGUAUGGUGAGAUCAGCAACAAGUUGGCAGAUAAAACAAACAAAUGGCAUUAUCACAUGUGGAUCAAGCAACAGACCAAACGUGCGCAGGAGCUGGAAAUUGCUACCUUCGAUGGCGAACGGUCGAUCGUCGUUGUUACGGACUUUGCGAACCGCAACAAACUGCACGGGAUCGCACAAAGCACCAGCGAGAUCAGCCCUGCCGUUGGAUGCGCGGUCGCCAUCGUGCUUUACAACCCAGGCGAGCAAGUGGACGGGCAAGAAAGGCCCGUUCAGACGGACGUCUGGCGCAUCUUUAGCGGGGCCAAGGACUGUGCGCAUUACAACGCUCUCCUAAUAGAAGAGAUUUUCGUGCACUACAGCGGCCAGGAACCACACAAGGAAUCAAAAUUGCAAUUGCCAGAAGGAGGAUGGGGAGAGCCUCGACGUGAUCGGCUGCGUCCGCCCGCUAUGAGCGCAAUCGGGCGUGCAUGUUCCCGAGGCGCAGUGCCCGGGCUUAAAAAAAUUACAGUGAUUUCAGACGGAAAAACAUCGACGUAUAAAGGCGCACCUUCCUUUGGGUAUCUCUAUGGAAUUACAGAAAAAUACGAUGUCGAGAUCAUGCAGAUGUUUGGCGCAGCGCACCACAUGAGCGGCCCGGUCGACGCAUACGGUACGUGGUCAUGCAAUGGUUGUUAUAUAUAUGGGGGCUACAACGACGGCGCAGCGAAACACGAGGACACGGACGUACAAGGCUGGGCAACUGUAGACGAAGUUAAUGGAGGCAUCCACUAUGAUGCUCCGAACGCGCAUUCAAGCCAGCUGUAUUGCGUUAGGAUCAAAGCCCCGUGGACGCCAGAGCCGAAAGAACAUCCCCUGGCGCGCGUGGACUCCGAGCCGGAUUCUGAUGAUCUGGCUUGCACGGGCAAAGAUGGCAAAAAGAAGAUGUGCCUCCCAUGCAGAAAUCGUGAAAAUCAGGGCACCAUACUAUCCGGCGAGCCAGUAGCCCCGCUCGAGUGCGAUUAUCAGCACUGGUGUGGCACGCCGCGGUACGUGCAACUGCUAGGCUACAGAGCUGACACGGAAGCACAGAAGGCCAAGGAGAAACUCAGGAAGACACAAGAGACACGCGAAAAAAUAGCAGCAAAGAAACGUAACUUGAGCUGGCACCUAAAACUCCACUAUCCUCCGAGCAAAAUAGAACUAGCUUCAAAAUCUCAACUCCGUCCGGGGGAGGACACGUUAUAUGGUAGUGCUUGUUCCCGCGAAUUAAGACACCGUCGCCCGGCUGCUUUAAAGGCAGCCACACCUACAAAAGUUCCAUCACAACACACAACCAUGAAAAACGUACUUUGGGACAUGUUUGAGACAAAGGUAACGUCCGGAUGUGAACUCCACUUUUUUCCUGAGCAUACUCUUCCGCACCUUCACUUUCAUCAUCGAGAUGCUCCUCAAAACAUGCGUGUUCUGAAGACUGCCGGAGCACGUGCAAUUGCGCACAAUCUCAUCAGAAGCAGCACGAAGUGCACCAGGCUCCAGACCAUAGGGAGCACCAACAAAGUCAAGGGAGCCACCGUAAGAACCGAAUGGAUUCGGCCGCACCUCGAAAUUACUUUGAGGAAUGUAACGCAAAGCGGUGGUCAUUAUGUUCGCCGCAUGCGCCGCGUUACCGUUUGUAAGCUCGUGCAAGAACAAGUGCAACUCACCCUCCAUCGCGCGCAGCUCAUCCGGCCCGACAUCAUCGCGAGCAGCGGCUGCGCGAGAAGCGCCUUGUGGCAUGGCGUCACGCCCCGGCACGGGGCGCCCUUCCGCAGCCCGCGGGGCCCCGAACGCCCCGGGCGGGCCGAGCUAGCACAGCGGCUAGUAGGCGUUGCUCUAGCCGUAGGAGUCCGUGUCGUAGCCGUAGCAGGCCUGGAACGACGCGUGGCGGUAGCUCCAGUACGACUCGAAGUAGAAGCAGUCGUACAAGUCGGCGCCGGAGCCGCUCGCGAACACCGAUUCAACGGAGCCAUUGAUGCGAACCCGUCGGGCUCCCGAGGGCGUAGAGCACGCGUCGUCGACGUGGAAGAGCGAGAAGGCCUCGUGCUCGCCCUCGCAGACAUGUCGGGGCAGCCCAUGGGCCCCGGCGCCGAACCGGUCGACGCGGCCCUACGGCGGCACGUCCUGCGACACGGGCCGACGCGCGACGUGCAUCGUAUUCGCCAACGAGCUGUCCUCGAGGCGCACCGCGAGCUUUUUGGGCUGGAUAGCGAGCUCCACAACGAAUUUCAGCGCACUCAAAGCAUCGGCGCAGCACACGGGGUUACUCCGAACGGGUUCGACGUGUUAGGAGUGCACGCAGAGCCCCAGCGGCGACCGCAGGACGCCGCCAAGGGCCGGCGGCCCAAGUUCGGGGGGGCGGCCCAAGAUGCAGUGAUGAUUCCCUAUACUACUUACCUCGGCGAACCGAGCCAGGUGGCAAUGGCGGCUCGCACAGAUUUUGGAGCUAGUGUUGAGCUAGUACAGGCUCAGGCUUCGUCGAAGCGCCUCAGCGGCUUGGGCCGCGUCGCCCUCGCCCCGGACGCGCAAAGAUUGCCGAAUAACAUUGUAAGAGUCUCCCUAUUUGCAAUACAAGCGUUGCAGUACAUGGCUGAGAAUGAAGACUCGAUCCCCUCGAGCGAAACGUUAUGCGCGAAAGAGAGCGAGGAUGUCGAUAUGGAACCCAGCUCCAUUGAGCUCAUGGAAAAUUCGAGGGACCGUGCUCAAUGCAAGUCACCUGGCGUCUCCAUCCUUGAGCUCGCGUGCAAUCCAUGCGGAGACACUCGCGACGAGGACGAGCUGGAGUCAGCUGGCCACGCAAUUGCCUCGAGCUAUGCUUUCCCACCGGCUGAACAGCACAAGGCGAAAACGGACUUCCGAGCGGAAACCGAAAACGAGUCAAGGUCAGCUUCAGAGGCGAUCAGAUUCCCAAAGCAGAGCAAGCGAGCGUCUACCAUAGUAGAUCAUCACGAUGAUCGCUCGGCAAUUAGCAAUGACGUAGCGGCCGGACGUCCCCUAAAUAACCUCGCAUGCAUCGUCGCCGAUCGCCCGGGAUUCUUGUGCUUUGUCGUCCUAUUCCUAUGCGCUGGCGCCGCGGCCGCUUUAAUGUCGGUAAACUUUGCCGCGAGUGAGCCGAGCAUCUACGAUUGGUCCAUCACUGACGACAAAUACACGGAACGGUUUGACAUGAUCACGCUAGCGGCAAACGACGUCGACAAAUUGCAUGUUGGCGAGAGACGCGAUCCUACCUACUCGUGGUCAUUCUUGUACGAUGCAAACUUGCAGGGAGACUGCGAGACUCCGUACGGUAUCUUCACAUCGCGGCACGUACAGACCAUCUGUGAGACGGAGAAAUUCGUGCUUCUCAGCCAAGAGUACCUCGAACGGUUUUGUGUCUUGGCUGCGGAUGAUUCUUGUGCACCCGCACAUCUCUCGCUCACAUUCUGGUGUGGUUGCAACAAGCAUCUCUACUUCAAAAACACGCCCGCUAGGUUCUACGGAUCGAACGCAUCGUGUCGCGAGCUCCCGCAGCAUCAAGUGAGCCAGCAGGCAAACCAGAUACCGCAGGAGGUAUCGAGGUUGCUGCUCGGUGAUCCAGCGUCUUAUCGCCGCGUCGACUCGUGGUAUGAUCGAUCUCAGGAGGCAUACAGGUCGUCAAACCAUACCUGCAAGGCUAGGAGCUUCAUUUACUUCGGGACUCCGCUUGCUGGAUAUUCGAGCACUGGUUCCAAAGAAAGCGGCUCUCAGUGGGAUACGGUGAUUGACGACCUGGGAUACAAAAUUGAAAAACGCUUAUGGAACAAAUACGAUAUGAAAGCGACCCCAGCGGAAUCUCGCUACAUGCGCGCAGCUGUGAAAAAGAAGCUGGAUGUUCUUUGGUACUCGGAGCUAGUGCUGAUAAAGGAGGUACUGAGAAUUGCCGACAAGGACGUCACUAUUUUCUUGGGUGCAAUUCUAGUCGUGUUUCUGAUCAUCUCCUGUUACCUGCGUUCGCUCCCCAUGGGGUGGUGUGCGACGCUGCAGAUUCUCAUGUCGAUGCUCCUCGCACUUUUUUUUUACCGUUGCGUGCUCGGUCUCCGAUAUUAUACGGGCCUACACGCGCUCGUCAUAUUCAUCGCACUCGGCAUCGGCGCUGACGACGUCUUCGUGUUCACGGAUGCCUGGCGCCGGUCAUGGUUUCUCGACCCGCCUGAUGAUGACAGGAAACAUCUACGACUGCGCUUGACUUACGCAUACAGCCGUGCUUCGGGAUCCAUCGCUAUGACAAGUUUCACGACCAUCGCCGCGUUCCUCGCGAAUCUCGCGAGUCCCUGCAUGCCAAUGGUUUCUUUGGGAAUCUAUGCGUCGCUCUGCGUACUGUUUGACUUUAUUCUUGGGCUUUCGAUCAUACCCGCGCUGUUCUCGCUGUCACAUCGGUACCGCCGAUGUUUCUGCAACCGAGCCGAGGAUUCGCCUCCGCGAGAUGGGGCCGCGAGCCGCGCCGUCGCGGACGGAUAUUUGUCGCUCCUCACAUGGAGGCCAGAUCGGGCGGCGGGUGCGGGCAAGUUGUCGGCCCCGACGUCUGGUACCGCGGCUGGAGCCCGCGCCGUUCGCCGCGGUGCUGCCGUCAUUGCGAGCCACUUGCAACCGCCGGCCGAGAGACAGCCGUGGUUUCUUAAAAAUCACAUGUUCGAGAGAUCCAUACGCUUGAUGAAGAAUGACUUUUCCCUAGAUGAUAUCGCCGCGUCACCGUCCAUAUCCGUCUCCUUUGGUAUGAAGAGUGUGAAAAGGCCCAACUACGACCCGUACGUUCCGAAAAAGAAUCGCGGCAAAGUCACGUUCGUCGACACGUUCGACUUGUACUUGGAGCAAUCGCAGAAGCAGAUAUUGAAUGCCUGUGAAGUGCUUCGAGACUGGGAGUGCGAUGCGUGCGAGGGGCACGGUGACAAGCGACUCGUAUGGAAAGGAUCAGUCGUGUGCUUCAUGGAGGAAUUCCACGAAUGGCACGCGGAAACAUACGGCACGGAUACGUACAUUCUUACGAAAUCAGAGUUUGACGUGCGUUUAAAGGAAUUUCGUGAGACCACUGUGCCACUCCACGCCAUGUACUCUUCUUGGGAAAAUUUGAUCGGGUACGUCGACGGUCAGCUGCGGUACGUGCGCAUCGAUGCCAAAAUGGCAGCGGAUUUAUACAAUGGUGUCGAGACGAACAAGCAGGUUCUUCGUCGAGCGAACAAGAUGCUUUCCAGGAUCCGCUCAUUUGAUCCGCACUCGCCUUUGACCGGUGACGUAUUCCACGCAUCCCAGGUUUGGCUUGAAUACAAGACGCAACGCGCGCUACUACGCGGGCUGCGCGAUGGCCUCUUGAUCACGUUCGCAGCCGCCUUCAGCAUGCUACUGUUCAUGACCAGGGACAUUCGUUUAUCUGUUUGCGCCAUCCUGACCGUCGGUUGCGUCAUUUCAAACACCAUGGCAUUCGCGCGACUGCUCGGCUGGGUCCUCGACGGCGCAGUGUGCUUCAUGCUGAUACUCGUUGUCGGUUUAUCGCUCGACUUUGCACUUCAUCUGUGUCACAUGUACGACUACGCUGCUUCUCACCUCCACUACAAAUCCCGCGUCGACAAAACUAUAUCCGCAGUGCGGUCCAUGGGAUCCUCCGUCACGGCGGGCGCGGUUUCUACGAUGAGCGCCGGAAUGGUCAUGCUUGCGUGUCAGCUUCCCGCGCUCAACAAGGUCGGAAUCAUAAUGGUCGACGGCUCAAGGCAAAAGGAAGCGUGCUUCGCCCCUUUUCUCUACAUAGCUACUACAAGACUAGGAGUAGGCCUCUCAAGGUUGUGGCGGGAGACUGAACUAAGCGCAGUGAUCUUGUAUCUACAACCUGGCUUUAAGAUAGCUGAGGGCAAGUUACCUCCAUAUUUUGGUCCCAGCUACCGGAAACUGGAGUCCUCAGAAUCCACUCAGUCAGAGCGAAUCUUUGACUGGGGGUUCGGCAGGCCAAGUUUCCAAGAACCAGAUACAGAAGCAGGAGUCUUAGCACCCACACUUAGAUCAGAAAUAGGUGCGGAUCUAAGACCGCUUGAUCAUAAUACAGGGCUAAGAGGAUAUCGUGCACCGAGUACGAUGCUCGGAGACGAAGAAGAUCUGAUAGAUCCUACGAUCCAGCUACCGCCAAGUACACUCCACCUCGAAGUGUUGCAGGAGAUGACGAUGCCUCGAGCCGUCAUAGCGACAGAGUCACCCGAAGUUAGAGGAAGAGGAACUAGCAGAGACCUACUGCCAGAAAACACAACCAGUGACAUGGUAAGCUACGUAUGGCCGGAAAAAUCCAAAGAAACGCGCGGACCUUGGACUUGGGUGGUGACGCUGGUUACGAUGAAUGGAGUAGAAAUCAGACCGGCUAGAGCACUCGAAAGAAGCUUACAGUCCGGAGGAGAGAACCUGAGACCCAAGCGGAAAGAUAUUGUGUUUUCCAAGUACUGCUCUCAUGGACCUCUAGCAAAGGACAUCAGAUUAUGCGUAGACCCGUGUCGUCAGCCAACUUGUGUGUGGUGCAAGCAACACGGAAUUUUCGAUUAUAAAAACAGAACCACAUUUGAAAGGGACUCCCGGCCGGAAGUCGCCAACACUUGGGUUUCUGACGACAUCCACAUGGCUAAGACCUUGGCCAGAGAGGACGUCUCUACUUCAAUGAAAGUAAUUGAGAAAACAAUGAAGCAGCAAGGAAUGCUGCAGCCACCCACAAAGAGGAUGUUCACAUCUCUCACCUGGGUGCCAGCUAAAUUUUCCAGGAAUGACAGGGAUAUUGUAGCCGCUGGGCUAUGGGAUUCCUGCUGUAACCGAGCUUUCAUCGACGAGCACUUUUUUAAGACAUUGUGCGCGCGUGAACUCACGUAUGGGAUCCAGCAAUAUAAGGACAAACCUGACAUAAAUGGUGUGAUCCUAGCCCGGAACUCAAAAAUGCAGAUCCAACCUAGCCCAGAUGUGGAAUGUAUGCCCAAAGUUACCAUGGUAAAAACAGGCAACGCGAUCAAUAAGGCUGAGAUCCUCUGCAGAUUUUACUUCACAGAACAAGAAGCCUUGCAGCAAUGCACCAGUUAUUUAAUUGACCAUCAUCCCCCGAAUAAGCCCUACCAAAUUGACCACGACGACAUGCAAGUCGAGUCUUACUCACUGGCCACGAGGGGAGAGUCCCAAAUUUAG
Aureococcus anophagefferens is the source of this 8682-nucleotide messenger RNA. RefSeq lists its product as hypothetical. Lineage: Eukaryota; Pelagophyceae; Pelagomonadales; Pelagomonadaceae. The record is from RefSeq and is a predicted model, not a curated record. Bases 1 to 8682 code for a protein of 2893 amino acids. The transcript has 19 exons. Gene Ontology annotation, cellular component: membrane.